Lasiodiplodia theobromae is the source of this 2733-nucleotide messenger RNA. Its product is annotated as Spa2-like protein. Bases 1 to 2733 code for a protein of 910 amino acids. The record is from RefSeq and is a predicted model, not a curated record. Lineage: Eukaryota; Fungi; Ascomycota; Dothideomycetes; Botryosphaeriales; Botryosphaeriaceae. Gene Ontology annotation, molecular function: MAP kinase scaffold activity. The transcript is spliced from 4 exons. Gene Ontology annotation, cellular component: cell cortex of growing cell tip; actomyosin contractile ring.
AUGGCUGGUCGCAGCGGGACGCUCUCUCCCAUCUCCGUCGACAGCGCCAACGAUUGGUCUCCUGUUUCGAAAUACAACGGUCCCGAUAGCUCCUAUUCGCCCAGCGUGCCUCCAACGCCGCGGAAUCAGCUCAUCACGCCGCCAACUUCCGUUACCAGCUCGACUGACGGCAUGAUUCCCAAUGGCCUCGGCCGCCCUCCAACGUCGAACGGUCAACCCUCACCACCCAGCUCCAUCGCCCGAUCCAGCACCGGCGAUGGCCUGUACGCCUCAAGCGUCCGGGAUCGGGAGAGCAUAAGUAGCCGCAAGGCUAUGAUGAUCGAGGACUCGCUGGCAGAACACUACCGCGUCUUGAAGAUUUACCUCGGUCGUUACCUGCUCGAUGAGAAGGGUAACCUGCGGCCGAAUCGCGCUAGGGACAAGCUACUUCGCCUCUCGUCUGUCCAGUUCCAAGAGCUAAGCACUGACGUCUACGAUGAAUCGCUUCGCCGCGAAGACGAACGCAAGCAAGGCGGCCCCAAUGCGCCGGGAAAUGACACCCCCACAUUUCUCCCGCCCAAGGACAACUACCAUCCAAAGCGCAACCAAGCCCGUCAAAAACUCUCAACACUUCCCAUCGACCGCUUCCGCCAGCUCGCAACCGAUGUCUUCUACGAAUUGGAGCGCCGCUUUCCGCGAUUCCGGGGUGAUGAGAUUGAGCGCGCACCAAGCCCUACAGGUAGCAUAGCUAGCACCCGGAGUCGCGGUCCCGGGAGGGGCCCAAUACCAAGCACUGGAAGCAUGGGCAGAGGGCCUCCGCCUCCAGGUUACCGUGGACCUCCUCCCGGCCCGGGCUAUCGAGGUCCUCCCGGCCCUCGGGGCCCUCCUGGUCCUCGGGGCCCUCCCGGCCCGGGCGGCGAGUUUGGGCGUCCCUUGCCAAAGACGUUUCAACAAAAUACAAUCGUACCGAACAAAGGAACCAUGGUUGAGGAUGAUGAUGACAACAGCGGGUUGGAAGACGACGACGAUGACGACGCGUUUGGCCUCGAAGAUGCGGCAAGAAGAUCUAGCAAGCGGACUACGAACAAGAGCAUGGGCAAUGAAAAACUCAUAGCGGACCUUACAGCCCAAGUCGAGGAGUUGCAGGAGAAAGCUGAAGACCUAGAAAAUCAAUUGAGAGAACGCGACGAGGAGGUCGAACAGCUCAGGAGUGGGGGAAAUGCUACGGAAGGCGACAAAACGGAUCAAGACCUGAAACGGGAAUUGGAAGAGGCGCAAAGCUUGAAUGAUUCUCUGAGAUCCGAGUUGGAAAAGACUCGCAACGACGCAUCAGAAGCUGAACGCGAACUCCGCGCCCGGCUUGAGGAAGUCGAGCGCAAUGGCAAUUCUGGCGGCUCCGAAGACAACGACUGGGCGCAAAGAUACAAGCAAUUGGAACGAGAACUCGAGGAGCAACAGAAAGUCACCGACGAAGUCCGCAGGGAAGCGUCACAAUUCUUGCAAGAAAUGCGGGCGCUCUCAGAGCGAAGCAAUGCGUCUCUGGAGAAGGAAGAAGGGCUUGUGGCCGAGAUCGCAAGGCUGGAAGCCGAGGUCAAAGAAUGGAAGACGCGAUACGCCCGCUCGAAGACGCAGGUUCGCCAUCUGCGAGCUUCAUCAACUGGCCUCGCAAAUUUCACGGAGGACGCCUCGGCUUAUGCCCGGGACGGCACCCUUGUGCAGCCUGACGGUCUGAUUAAGGAUGUCCAUCUCACAAAAUUCCAGCUCAGCAUCGAUCAAUUGCUGCAGGCUGCUCGCAAGUCAGAGGCUGACGCCGUUCUCGACUGUAUGAAGGACACUGUCUCCUGCGUCAGAAGCAUCACCGCAGAUGUCGAUGCUGCCGGGUCUCCUACGAGCGAUGACGGUGAGGAUUCCGUCAAGAAGCAGCACAAGCUCAAAUCUCGUGUAUCUGCUACUGCGAACAACCUCAUCACUGCCUCCAAAAACCACGCAGCAGCGCAGGGGCUUUCUCCUGUCUCUUUGCUCGAUGCCGCGGCGUCUCAUUUGACGACUUCCAUUGUCGAGCUCGCAAAGGUGGUCAGAAUUAGGCCCACUCAGCCCGGUGAGGAAGACUACGAGAACAUCGACGUAAGGUCCAGUCGUCUCAGCGCGAACUAUUACAGCAAUGGCGCCAGGCAUACCAGAAAUGGCAGCAGCGUCAGCAUCGAUUCCGCAAGGUACAGUCGCAGUGCCGCGAGCUCCCCGCGCCCUUGGUCGAUGCGUCGAUCUGAAGGUCCUAACGGGCUCUUGAAAGGCUCCAAUAUUAACACUGUUCGCGAAAGCAGCGGCCUCGAGGAGAUAAAGAAUUACCUGGAAGAUCAAACAACCGACCUCGUGAACAGCAUCCAACCUCUUGUCCAAGAAAUUCGAAGCACUCCCGCCGGAGCCCCCUUUCCUCCUCAAUCUGAGCAAAACAUCGAACACCACAUCAACGACAUCAAUCGCACGGUCUACGACAUUGGCAUCAAGACUCGCGAGGCCGUGAACAACACUCGCAACAGCGCACUAGCCAAACACGCCACGCCCGUCGUUGAUCUGCUUGAGGACUGCCGUGGAGCGCUCCUGUCUGCGCUGCAGGAUGAUGAAGCUGGUAAGAGGGAGAAAAUCCCCCCUCUAGCUUUCAAGAUCGCACGAGCGACCAAGGAACUCGUCCUACGUGUUGAGAGGAUUGAGAAUCGCGAGCUGACGGCUGAUAUGACCGUUUCGAAUGAACUCUAA